Hyalella azteca is the source of this 3529-nucleotide messenger RNA. RefSeq lists its product as uncharacterized. Gene Ontology annotation, molecular function: protein binding. Gene Ontology annotation, cellular component: Golgi apparatus. The record is from RefSeq and is a predicted model, not a curated record. Lineage: Eukaryota; Metazoa; Arthropoda; Malacostraca; Amphipoda; Hyalellidae.
UGAAAAUGAUAGACUAAUCAUGGCUGAAGAUUUCCUGGACCUAAAUCCUAAAAAGAAAGUACUCCAUGAACAUUUACUAAAAUAUUUGAUUAUUAUCUCUGCAUUAAAUAUAAUUUAUAGCCUUGCUAUUUCUAAUUGUGGUGCUACAGAAUGUGUUCAUGGCCAGUGUUAUGAAGGCAAAUGCGAGUGCGAAAGAGGAUGGGGUGGUCGAGCUUGCAAUACAUGCAGUGGUAGGCAAAGCUUGAGUGGCAGGGAGGGCGUCUUCUAUGACGACCCUGGCAACUACACUGAGAACAACCAAUGCAGCUGGGUCAUCUCUGCCCCCAAUGCCAGCUUCUUCAACUCUUCAGCUGGCUCAUCCCAAAAGAUCAGGCUGCACCUGGGGCACUUUGCUACUGAGUGCUCCUGGGACCAUCUUUAUAUAUAUGAUGGCGACAGCGUAUUUGCACCACUGCGUGUGGUGUACAGUGGGCUGGUGGUGUCAGGCGGGUACAGCGCCACACAGCAGCCUGAGAUUGAGCUGUCGUCGCCCUAUGCUCUCAUCCACUUCUACUCGGACGCAGCGUACAACCUCACUGGCUUUGAUAUCCACUACAGGGUUGGUGGGUGCCCAGGUGGGGUGAACAGCACGGGUGGGUGGUCGGAGUGCAGUGGUCAGGGCAGGUGUGCUGGGGACGUGUGUGAGUGUGACCAGGAGUGGGCGGGUGAGGCGUGUGAGAGAGUCGCGUGUCCCCACCACUGCUCCAACAACGGACGCUGCACCCACCGGGCCUGCGUCUGCACACCGCUCUUCACGGGUGGGUUGUGUGGUGGGGGAGGGGUGGUGAUGUCGGGAUGGCUCAAGAUGCGGACGUGGGAAAGGUCCUCCAACUGGAGCCCUGUCUCGGAGCCUGCCUCCUCUCCCAGCGCUGUGUCACCUCCUGUAACUCCUACGGGGAGCUCAACACCUGCUGAGGGAUCAAACGACUCAUCCCCAGCAGGUGGACCCUUAUCACCUGAUGACCGAGCCAUGUAUCCACCAGCUGAAAUAUCUGCAAAAUCUGUAAGAAGAGUUGGCAGUUUCAUACUCGAGCCUCACGAUGAUCAUUGGGAACAAAUCCUAGCACCAAUCUCAGAGGAUGAAAGGAUAUGGAAAGGGAGAAUAAUGUCCCCAUUUUUGGGGGAUUUUCGGCCCCACAAUGAACGUAGCAGAGAUAAUUCAUUUUCUGUUGGGGAUUUUUUGUCUCCCCACGAUACGGCGUACGAUUUCUCCAGCAAAUACGGCUACAACUUCUCCCCACACACCUACGGGGAUGAUGCCUUCAACCCGCGUGACUUUGGGGUUGUUGUCGACGCUGGGGUGCGCGCUAGAGAUCUCAAUGUCUUCCCCGCCAGAGGUGAUCUCUCACCAGAUCAAUUUCCCGCCAUGGAUGACCCCCCGAACGAUCACUUCACCGCCAUUACCAACCUUAAUCCAGACGAAGCCAUUCGCGAAAACUUUCACCUUGCAGACGACCGGCGGCGCCUGUCACGUCAAACACCACGAAGUGUUCCUGCUAGUGCUAGUGAUUACAGUGCUAGUGUUGCCAGCGCUAGUGAUGACAGUGCUAGUGUUGCUAGUGCUAUUGUUGCCAGUGUUAGUGUUGCCAGUGCUAGUGUUGCCACGGCUAGUGAUGACAGUGUUGGCGCUGGUGCUACAGUUGGUGUUAGUGUUAGUAAUAGUGCUAGCUCUAGUGAUAGAGCUGGUGCUAGUAACAGUGUUGGUGAUAAUACCAACAAUAGUAAUGCUAUUAGUGUUAGUGAUGGUGAAGCUCUCAGCACGCGACGGCGACGAAGUGAUGACAGUAACGGUGUCAGUGUCGACGAUGCUGGUGAGGGUGACGUGCUCCAUCGUAAUAACCUCAACGAUGCAGGGGGACCAGAUAUUGGCCGCUGGCGUCGUAGUGAUGAUGGUGGUGACGACACCACCUCUCCUCGUGGUCGUGAGCUGCACCACCCACUGCUGGAGCGGGCGUCGGCGGGUGCGGUGGUGGUGGGCGACGUGGUGUACGUGGUGGGCGGACACACCUUCAGCCCACUUCCGUUCCUGUUGCGCUACAACAUUUCAGGUGGUGGUGUGGAGGCGGUGGUCGGCAAAGGCAACCGGGAGCCCAGCGCCCGUCACGGCCAUGUCACCCUCAACCACAACGGCUCGCUGCUGGUGUUUGGCGGCCAGCUGGCGGACGGGUCGGUGUCCCUGCAGCUGUGGAAGUUCGACCCCGGGACCACAAAGUGGACCCUCCUGUCGGGCCGCCGGGGGUCCACACGCAACUCCCCGUCUUUUGAAGCCCUCAGGAAACCCGGCACACGUCGGGACGUGCGACGUUCCAACGACGGCGAAGCUCAUGAACUGAUAAGUCAUGCCGACGAUGAGCAACUUCUUCAGGUCGAGAGUGACGACGAACUGCAGGAGACCGCACAAGCCAGUGCCUUGCACUUGUCCGUGUCGUCUCCUCCAUUUCCCUCAUCAUCUCAAACGUCUCUCCCGUCGUUUCAGUCUUUUUCAUCGUCUCAACCAUCCUCCUUGUCUCAAGCGUCUUCCCUAUCGUCCAUCCCAUCGUCUCCAUCGUCACCAUCAUCGGAAAGAGUUGGUGAUUUCAUCUCCUAUAUACGCGAGAAAUAUCCAGACUUAUACGAGGCUCAGUUCCCCAGCAACAACAACAAGAAUAUAGCAGCAAUUCACAGCACCAAUGACGAUAACAGCAGCAACAGCAAAAAUAGUUAUAAUAUCCACGAUACCAAUAGAAACAGCCAGACAAAAGCGCCUUUUCUGACAGGCGUUGCGAUCGGCAAAGACUUAAGCUUCUUGCCCCCGUCGAAAACCGAGGGGCAGUCGGGGGACGAGCGGGACUGGGGAGGACUGUACAACUGGGGAGGCACUAAGGGGAACUUGCGGCCCCGCUGGUUUGGCCAGCACAGGGAGGGUCGGCGCCAUGGUCGCUUACGAACUCUCGAAGUCCUGGACCCAGCAAAACGGGGCCACAGCUACGAAGAUUGGGCUCAGGACCCGGCACUCGGGGCCCAGGGUCCUCACAGUCCCGCACAUGGGGCCCAGGGUCCUCACAGUCUAGCCCCCGGGUCCCAGGAUGGCCCAGCACGUGUAGAAGACGUUGCUAAAUUGCGUUCUCGCCGCAAAGCCCAAACCGAACUCCCCUCUGGGGAUACCGACGCCAUAGCCGGGAUGUCGGGGGAGGAAGAAGGGGAAGAGCUCCCCAGGGGCAACGCCUACAACGAGGAAGACUCGCUGCCAGAGUCGCAGUUGUACGCCGACUCCCCAAACAGCAUUUCGGCGAACCUCGGCCCCCCCGUGGACAACUUGGGGGGGCUUGGGGGAGAGUGCAGACGCAGGAGGGGCCGAGGUGGAGGACUGUGUGCCCCCAUCGCGGUGAUGGGUGCUGCAGGGGUGGUGGUGCCCGGGGAUGGUGGGGCGGAGGAUGACCUCAUGCUCGUCUUCUUCGGCUACUCCCCCGUCUACGGCUUCCUCAACACCGUGCAGGAGUACCACCUGGGU